GACGGCUUGGCAGGGCGGCGAGCCGUCGCGGACUUGCUGGCAGCCUGGGAGGCGGCGAAGCUGCAGUGGCACCGAGAGAACGCCAUCCGGGCAGAAGCGAGGGCCACCUCGCAGAACAUCCUCAUCUCGGGCCCGGAGCACGCAUCUUUGAGGAACGCCUUCGAAAAGAAGUGGGGCGAACUGCCCAACGACGAGGUUCCCGGGCGCCACUACCCGAGCAUGAAGCUGGAGCAGAUCGAGCAGAAUGAGCCGAGGCCCGAAUCCUUGAUGGAGGUGGCCUCGAAGGAGGACAAAGAGGAGGAUUUCCUGUCCACGGAGGUGGAUAACAACAACCGGCUGGUCGUCAAAAAGGGCGCGGCUGCACAGCUGCGCAUUCCACAGUCGCCCGAGGAGCUCAGGGUGAGGCUGCGCGUAUUGGGAAACGCGUGGAUGUUCGGGGCCAUGAAGUUCAACCGGCCGUGGCUGGCGGGACUGACGCCGACGCUAUGGCAGCGUUACGCCGACUACGCGCUGGGCAAGAAGGUGGCCCUUCUGCCGGCCAUUGGGCCCGAUGGCGAAGUUGCAGACGGCCCUCGGCCUCCGUGGAGGUCGGUCUUGUCCUACGAGUUCGAGCUCCGUAAGAUGGCGUACGACCAGGUACGCCAAGACUCUACGAUGGCGGAGGGGCUGAAGGCAGCCCUGCAGGACGCCGAGUUGCGCAGCUUGCACUUCAUCGGCCCCCUGACGAGGCAACAGAACACGGUCGACUCCAACAAGCGCCAGAGGACGGAGGACCCCGGCCUGUGCACGGGCACCGAGGCGCUGGCCCUGAGCAACUACGAACAGUUCUUCGACUUGCCCCGGGGCGCCGCCUCGCUCGACCGCCUCCGGAAGGGCGACGGCAAAUGCAGCAAAGGGAAGAAGCACUGGAACACGCCCGACGGCAGGGCCAUAUGCUUCAAGUUCAACAACAAGGGCCAGAAGUGCUCUGGCAACUGCGGCCGCGCCCACGUUUGCCAGGUCUGCUUCUCCGACCAGCAUCCGGCCUACGACUGGACGGGCGCUCCAGAGGUGGUAGUGAAGCCGAGUGGCGGGCUGCGCGUGCUUUACCUAUUCGUGGGGAAGCAGCGGCGCGGCGACAUCCGCUAUUGGCUGACGCAGCUCUGCCGGAGCGCCGAUGUCCCGUUGUGCAUGCGAGAGGUCGACGUGCUAAGGCCGCCGCAGGAUGCUGUGACAGAUCAGCACGUCUGGGGCCCGCUCGUGACAGAGAUUGCGCACGGGGCGUUCGACGUCAUCCUGGCCACCCCGUCGUCCAGCGCGCACUCCCGGGCCCAUUGGUCCACCAGCCCAGGGCCGCGACCACUUCGGAACAGUGAGUUCUCCAAGGGCUUCCCGUGGCUGGAGGGGGGCAAACGCAAGAAGGUCCAGGUGGCGAACGAAUCGCUGGACCGCAUAGCCGCGGCGAUCCGGGAGGGCUGUCGCUCGCCCGCCCGAUCCGCACGGUGGUUGGAGUUCCCAGAGGAUCUAGGGAGAGUGGCCACUUGGAACCAGAGGCCGGCUUCAAUCUGGCAGCCUGAAGAGGAGAUGCGCAGGCUGGCGCUCGAGACGGACGCCACCACCGCCGCCUUCUUCCAGUGUCGGUGGCCGGGAGUCCACCGCCGCAGGCCGACCAGAACCGCGAGCACAUUGCUAGGGCAUCACGCCUUCGGCGCCCAGGGUUGGCCGCAGUUUUCCCCCGACGGAGUCUACCUGGGGCCGUUGCCGCAGCACUGCGGACACGACCACGAGGACCUGCUUGGGAAAGGAGGCGAUGGCGACGCGUUCAGGACAACGAAGGCGACGGCUUACCCAUCGCCCAUGUGCCGGGAUAUUGCCAAAUUAGUUUUGGCGCAUUUCCUGGAGGUCCGUCGGUCGCUGCCUGAAGGGGGGGGCCGGGCUGCAGCGGCCCCGACGCGAGUAACCCUGGCAGCAGCCAGGCCAGAUGACCACGAGAGCAUGUACAUCGGUCGCGGCACCGCCACGCUGCCGAAAAGCAAAUGGCACAACCCCUUCAAGGUGGCAGAGCUGGGCAGGGACGCCUGCUUGAAGCGCUUCGAGGAGUACGCGAGGCGGGAGCUCUGGGAGGACCUGGAGGAGCUCGCUGGCAAGUCCCUGGCAUGCCAUUGCCGGGAAGGCCAGAGUUGCCACGGGGACGUCUUGGUGAAGCUCUUCAAGGAGAAGGGCGCCGGGAAGGAGCUGAGAGAGAGCCCCCCCGAGGUCGAUGGGCGCGACGCCAGUCCUGAAUCUCGGGAUGGAGGUCGCCGAGCGCGUCUUGGCGAGGGCCCCUGGGGCAAUGGGCCGCCUGCGGAGGUGGGGUCCGCAGGCAAACCGAAGAGAUUCGUCGACGGCGCCGGUUUGUGCUCUCUGGGGCGAUGGGCGCCAGAGUCACGAAACUGCGCGACUCCUCCUUGGUUGGCCCGGCUGCAGGGCACAUUCCGGAGCAUCGUCCAGGGGCUCGAGGACCCGAUGAAAAUCUUCGCGAGGCUGGCCUGUGGCGGGGUGGAGGGCCCUCCCUUCCCGGACGCGGCCGUGCAACAGGCCCGCGACGCGUGGCUCUCGGAGUUGAGAGUCGCGUCAGGCCGGGUGGAUUUGGCGGAGGUCCCAGAACGACAGCCGUUCUUCCUGAAGGCGCUGGGGGUCCACCUCAAGGAGGUUGGGGACCCAGACUGGAGGAUCUUCGAGGAUUCCAAGGACUCCUUCACGUCCGGCGUCGCCCUGGGCUUCGGGGAGCUCAUGCCGAGGACGCCGGCGGUCUUCGAGCGGAAGGUGCAUUGGAGGCGCUACGACCGCGACGUGGUGGAGGGCCUGCCAGAGGACAAGGGCAACUACGUCUCAGCCAUAGGCCGGGCGGGGGAGAUCCGGACGCAGUUCGAGGAGGAGGUCCGGGAGGGCCUCAUGUCCCGGAUGCCCUUGGCAGAUGCGCGCCGCGAGUUCGGGCCCCGUCUGCACGUGGCGGCGCUGGCGGCGCUGGAGAAAGGAACCGACUCGUUCCGCUUGGUGCACGACGGGACGCAUGGCGUGAGAAUCAAUCCCAACAUCAAGCCUAGGGACCAAGUGCGCCAGCCGGGUAUCGACGAGCUCCGCUGGAUCCUGGGCCGCUCCAGGGCUGAAGGCUUGCCUCUGAUUGCCUUGAAGGCCGACGUGAGGAGGGCGCACCGGCUUGUCCGGGUGGCGAGGAGGGAUUGGGGUUGCCAGGCUUGCGCGCUUCCCAACGACCCGGACCACGUCUAUCUGAACGCCGUGGGAACCUUUGGCAUUGCGAGUGCUGGUUACUGGUGGGCGAGGCUCGCCAGCGCUAUAUCCAGGUCAGUGCAUGGCUUCGUCGGGAAGGCGGAGUUCUGGCAGCUGCUCUUCGCCGACGACUUCCCGUGGUUAUUUUCGGGCCGCCGGCUUCACGAGGACGCCCUCCUAGUGCUUCUAUGGUUCCUAGUCGUAGGAACGCCCUUCUCUAGAGGAGGUACCUUCAUCGAGUGGGUUGGUAUACAGAUCGAUCUGUCGCACAGGUCGCUGGGGAUCUCGGCCAGGAGGGUCGAAUGGGUCCAGCGUUGGAUACGUGACAUUCUGUUUGAGGGGCAGGUGCUCAUGAGCGCAUUUGGCGAGGCGCUCGGCAGGCUGUCGUUCGCAGUGCAAGCGUUGCCCUGUUAUCGCCCGCUGUUGGCGCCGCUCUACUCCUGGGCGGCGGCGGCCCCAGCGGGGGCAUACCUAGGAAUUCCCCCGGUGGUCAGGCUCGUGCUGGAGUUCUUCGCGGACCGCCUGCUGGCAGACGGAGGCGCGCGGCCCUGCUGGCCCAGGUGCAAACCAGCCCAAGGGGCAGUGGAGUGGUUCCGCUCGGACGCGAAGGCCGAGGGCGACGACAUCGGCAUCGGUGGCCGGGAGUGCCGGGGCGGAGUUGCGCCAGCUGACGCGAGAUGGUUCCACGUGAAGCUCACGCGGGCCAACGCGCCGUGGGCGUUCAGAGCUGGGGAGCCCUUCCGGGUCAUAGCGGCCCUUGAAAUGUACGGCACGCUCAUAUCGUGCAUGGUCUUCUUGCCGGAGGCCUCCCUGCAGGGCGAUGCUGGCAGGCUGCUGCUGUCGGGAACCACCGACAACAAGGGCAACAGCUACGUAGUGCAGCGGCUUUUCACUACGAAGUUCCCCUUGUGCGCCUUCGUGAUGGAGUUGGCGGCGCAAUUACAGCGCUGGCAGGCGGAGCUUCACCUUGAUUGGACCCCGCGGGAGCAGAACGUCGAGGCGGACGAGCUCUCGGAGGGGGUCUUCCGGAGGUUCACAGAGAGCAAGCGGAUCAUCGUUGACCCCGCGUCUCUGGAGUUCGUGCUGCUUCCGAAGGUCCUAGAGACGGGGGCCUCGUUGGUCGAUUUUGUGAAGGAGCAGCGUGGACAGCAGAAGCGCCAGGCUUCCACGGAGCUGCCGAAGCGGCCCCGGCGGCCCCGGCUGAGGGAGACCGACCCCUGUCCUGGCCCCCCGCCGUGCCCCGAGGCCGUGUCCAGCCGGUCCAGUUCCCGCGCGUUGGACGAGUUCCGUCGCUUCUGCCUCAACUGGCUGCACGUGUUCGAGGAGUGCUCCAUCGAUCCCGGCCAGAACCCGAAGGUGGUGGUGACGGAGGAGCAGCUGCUGCAGUGCUCCAACAUCGCCGAGAUCGCCGACCUGUGCUUGGAGAGCGCCUCCGCGUGACCGAGGUGCGCUUCAUCAGCAUGCAGCGGGAGCAGGACCAGAAGAUGCUCUCGAGCAACAAGACGGCGUUCCACCGCAUCACCGCCAAGAUCCCGAAGGGCACCAAGAAGCUCGCGCUCAUGUCCGGCAGAACGGUGGAGAUGGCGAUGAAGAAGCGCACGACGGUCAGUUGGCUCAAUUGCGGUAAGGGCCAGGCUUGUACGUGCCAGUGCAGGAACAAAGACAGCGAGGAUGGCUUCCCUAGGACUUUCGGAUGCGUCUGCAUGUCGGUAACCAUCCUCUCCAAAGAGCACUUCCUGCUCAUCAGCACCUUCUGGCUCGGAUGGAUCACCCUGGCGCUGGAGAUCGUCCACAUGGGCUCUGCGAAGAAGCUGAUGAACCAGGGCUCGAUCACGAUGCACGCCCUCGGGGUUUUCAUGGCAGUCGUCACGCAGUUCUGCCUCAUAGUCAUGCUGAUACGGUUCGAGCAGGUCGACAUCUUGCAGCAGCUGGAGCGAGAGGUCAAGACGCUGGCCAAGCAGAACGAGGCGUUCGAGGCCCAGAGCGCGAGGAUGAAGGAGUUCUGGAGCAACUGCCAGCAGCUGACCGAGCUGUGGCUGUACCGCACCGUCCCCCGCCUCGACCUCUACAAGGAGAUCCACAGCCAGCUGGAGGACGCCCCCCCCGAGGACCUGCUGGUCAACAUCCAGGGCGCGAACGACCAGCUCCAGACACUGGAGAAGAGCCUUGGGCCCCUCGAGGACUGGCGCAAGGACGGCGGGCUGAAGACCGACUCGAAGAAGGAGUUCGGGAGAAAGAUCAACCAGCUGUGUCAGGAGCCAGACUUCUCGACCGUGCUGAGCAGCCUCGAGGAGAUCACUGCGAACGGCACUGGUCUCAAGGCCAUCGCGCCGGACAAGGCGGCGCCGCCCAUCGAGACGCUGCGCUGAGCCACCGCCCUGUGCACGAGAUCCGGGGAGAUGCAGCGGGGCCCUCGCGCCCCCUUACCUGCUGCUAGCCCAGGCCCGUCGGCGGGGCUGAAUGGCUGCGCACCUCGUCCUUUUCUGCUCCGCCUCCCUCUCCAUCCUCCCCCGCUUCCCCUUCCACAGAAAGGUGGGAGGUGGGAGGGAGGACGAACCGGGAGGGGGCGGGGGGGGCGAACUGGAGCAGCUGCUUCACCAGCGCCUCGCCCAAGAGGAUUCACAGGGCUUGCGCUUAGGCCAGCCCUGCAGGGGGUCGCCGUUGGGCCGCGGAUGCGUGUAAUGUAUUGUGGCGAUUCCCGGGCGUAUCCCCCCUCUCCACCUCCUCCUCGCCCUCCUCCUUCCUUCUC
Prorocentrum cordatum is the source of this 5998-nucleotide messenger RNA. Lineage: Eukaryota; Dinophyceae; Prorocentrales; Prorocentraceae. The record is from the annotation of a GenBank genome assembly.